Molecule: messenger RNA, 4531 nt
Organism: Brassica napus (rape)
Lineage: Eukaryota; Viridiplantae; Streptophyta; Magnoliopsida; Brassicales; Brassicaceae
Product: putative F-box/kelch-repeat protein At3g17570
Exons: 1
Coding region: 691-1875 (394 amino acids)
Molecular function (GO): protein binding
Source: RefSeq, a predicted model, not a curated record
UUAGUACUAUCAAAUUCAAACUAUUUUUCUAUUCCAGUUUGGUUCAAUUUUAAAUAGUUCAGUUUUACUGGAUUAAACACUUUUAAAUUAUCUUUAUUUUGUUAAUGUUUUAUAUUUGUGAUUUUUAUUAUCCUUUUAAUGCCACAUGAUUUCUUUUCGGUCAAAGUAAAAUAUGUGUUAAUUUCAAAUACAAAUUUUCUAAUUGAAUUAUUACUAUAGAAAAUAUUUUAAUCUAAAAUCUGCAUCGCAUAAAUAAAACUAUGAAAGAAAAGAACAUAAUUUAAUACAUUGAUUACGAAUUUUGAAGUUUUAUAAUUUAUAAUAAUUUUAAAUAUGUAUCUAAUUUAAUUAUUAUUAUUUAUAAAAAUAAAAUUUAGAAUUAAAAAUGAUUAGAUAUAUUAAUCCACACAAGGUGCGAAACAUCAACUAAUUAUACAUAUUCAAUAAUGUUUUCUUAAAAUAUACAUAUAGAUCAAAUUUAGGAAGAUGUUAAUUGUAUCCAUAUCUUCCUAAACUAUAAGUUAGGGUUUAAGGUUAACGACAGACGUCCAAAUCUCUCUUCUCUCUUUUUUUUAUAUAUUAAAGCCUAACUUCUUUACUAUUUUCUAGCUCUGUUCUCUUCUCUUCGCUAUCCUCUCGUCUCUCUUUCUUCCUUGGGUGUUCAUGUCAGAAACACAAAAAUAAACAAUAAUGGUGACCCCCAAACUCCCAUGGGAGUUGGAAUCAGAAAUACUUUCUAGGGUUCCUCCCACAUCUGUAAAACGUUUGCAGUUAACUUGCAAACGAUGGAACACUUUAUUCAAAGAUCAGAGAUUUAUCAACAAUCACAUGGGCAAAGCAACAACACAGAUGGUCUUAAAGAAGGGUGAAUCGGCUUAUUCAUUCAGUUUAGAUUUCCAUGGACUACACAAUAGGUAUGAUCAAUUUAUUACGAUUACAGGAAAACUUCAGAGUCUGAAGGAUUCAGAAGAUGUCAAGAUAUCUAAAAUCUUCCCUUGUGAAGGUUUAUUGUUAUGCACGACCAAAGACAAAAAUCUCGUGGUUUGGAACCCUUGUACUGGUCAAACCAGGUGGAUUCUAUCCAACGGUUACGCCAUGAACCAUAAGUAUUAUCUAGGAUACGGUAACAAGAACAAAUCAUGCGAUAGCCUCAAACUCUUGAGGCAUAGCUAUUAUUAUCACCAGAGGCAGAGAGUUAAUACGUUUGAAAUGUAUGAGUUUAACUCUGAUUCAUGGAGAGCUUUUCAUGACGAUUCUGUUAAUUGUGGAAUAUUAUCGCGUGGCGUGUCUUUAAAGGGAAAUACUUACUGGUUACAUUCAGAUGAUGAAGACGAGGACGACGAUCUGGUUAAUUGUAUUCUCAAAUUUGAUUUCAAUACAGAGAGAUUUGGACGUCUGUCUCUUCCUUUUCAUAAUGAUGAUAACGAUGCGUGUGUAGUUCUAUCAGUUGUCAGAGAAGAGAAACUUGCGUUGCUAUUUCAGAGCUUUGCUACUUAUAGUCCAUCAGAGAUGAAGAUAUGGGUGACCAACACUAAGGCUGAUGAGGCCAAGGACUUGUUGUGGAGCUUGUUCUUAGUAGUGGAUUACACUAAAGUUACAGAAGUCAGGACGAGGGUAAUUAGUUUUUUGGUGGACGAGGAGAAUAAAAGGGUCAUGUGCUGUCUUGGAGACUAUGGAGAUGAAGACAAGACCCUACUUUACGUUGCUGGAGAAGAUAUACAUAAAAUAGUCUAUAGAGAGUACAUCUCAGACCCAGAGGUGAGAGACCUUAAGUACAUCCCUAGUCCACGUCUCGUCAGUUAUAUUCCAAGUUUGGUCCGAAUUCCGUUAAAGCAAAGUAAUCCUGAUGGCAAAAGAAAAAAAAUGAUUAGUUGAUUAUCAAUUAGGGUUGUCUCUGUUUAGUUAAUAAACAUAGUAGCUGGAUUUUUUUUUUUUGUUUUCGUUUCUUUUUCUAUAUAGAGUUUUUUCUGAAAAAAAUAUAGUUUUUUGGUGGUCUUACUCAAAUAUAUUAUUUAUGGUCGAAGUUUUUCAUAAAUAUGUGUAAUGUCUUAUAAAUACCAGAAACAAAGCGACGAACACCAAGGAGUAGAAAAGCUCUGAGAUGGUUGGUGAAAAUAUCAUUACAUUUGCAGGACUUUAAGUAAUCUAACAAUUUAAGUACAACACAAAAUCAGAUCUUAACGUCCUCAAGUUGCAACAUGCAAAAUUCCAAGUCGUUUUAUUGAGUUCAACUCUGUAUACUGGACGGUUUUCUUUCGUCCUCAUGUAUAUGAAGUGUGGAGAGCAAGAAAAGAUAACGUAGUUAUGUCUUCUUCUUUUUUUUUCCCUUUCACGUAUAUCAUUUGGAGCUUACAAGGAGAGCAUUACAAAGAAAAAUAAGGAGAGAAAGCUUAGUUUGAAGUUUGUACACAUAGGAGAGGCUAACGAAACGAAGACAACUGGCAUCGAGCAAGCAGUACUAAUCACGGAAGGAGAGUGUGAGAGUUGAAUGAAUCCAAACCAAGUCGAUACAACAGGCUCUGAGGACACCGCAAGGACAUCGACAGAAGGGCGGUCAAGGCUCAAAAAACUAAGUUGGUCAGCAUUCUUCAGUCACUCAAACAUUGUUAUAUUUCUUACUACACAUUUCUUGAUUUCAUAUGAGAUGUUCAAGCCAAAUAAAUUGAGCAUAUAUAUCCAAUUAGAACUAAAUUAAACCAAAACAUAAACCGAUCUGAAUUUUAACUGAAUUAGAUUAUUCUUUAUAAUUCAAACCAAUACGAAAAAACGGACCGGACCCAAAAUUUAGUUUAAUAAUGAAAUGAUUCUUGACAAGUUGAACUAAUACUGAAAUAAAUCUGAAACAAAACUUAUAACACUCUAGAUCUAAUAACAUGCAACGAUGAUUUAUAUUUGCUCCAUUUACUUGCUUUUCUAGUAAAUCUUGAAGAAAAUAUACUGAAAAUUUUGAACCUAAACCGAGUUUUCAACUUCUUUUAAGUAGCUAUAUAUAUGAUUACAUCAUACAUGUUACACGUAUAGCACCAUUAGGCAGUGAUUAAAUAAAACAUUGUACUGCAAUAGCUAAUUAUUUGACAGUUUAAAUCAAAGUUCUAAAAAUCGGUCUAGUUCGGUUCUUUCCAAAAUGUUUUUUUUUGAAAUACGAUUUAUACUAUCAAAUCGGUUUAAACUGUUCUUAAUUGGUUAAAAUCGCCUUAAAUCGAUCUAACUUGGUCUUAAUAUGCUAAAUUAAGCAAUAAUGUUACUAUAAAUCCAAUAUUUUUUUAACUUCUUUAGUUUUGUAUAUCUAAUUUUGAUAAUUCACCACAAUAAUUUUAUAAUUAAACUCAAAAAAUAUUUCAUAUAAAUGUAAAAAAAAAAAAGAAUAAUUAGUUAAUGCCUAGACCUCGUCUAAGCUCCGAAUAAUCUGCCUAGUCGGUAAUCCUCUAUAGAGUGUCUUGUUACCGCCUAGCGAUUUCUUGAAUAUUGGUUUAAAUAUACAUCAAAAACAUCAAAGUGACAAAACUUAAUUACUAAUCAGAAAAUUAUGAAGAUUUUUAAUAAACAUAUCAAACAUAUAAUUUACAUAGUGGGUGAUCUUCUUGAAUAAAAUCACUACUGGUUCUUGCAGAUCAAUCAUAUUCACAAGUAAAAAAGAACAAAAAAAGAAGAUUAAGAAUAUAGUUUGGUAGUAUAUAGAAUAUAGGCCUGAUUACUUUACGACAUUUGUAUAUCUAUCAAUACAUUAAAUACUAUAAUCUAUUAGACUUAUAAACUAAUUAAACAAUAUAUUUGAAUCCUUCAUUCCUCAUACAUGGAAAGUUUGAGAACUUAUUCUCAUCUCAAAAGAAGUUCCUUCACUUUUACAGCCAUGCAUCCAUCGGUCGGUCUCCAAUGAAUUUUCUCUAGACAAUAAUCUUACUUUAAACCUCGUAUAGAUCAUAUAUUAUAUAGAGAUACGUAUGUAUUUACGUGUUAAAGGUAUAUUGUAUACACGAGAGGUUGUCGAUUGUGUAGCACAAUUUCCUAGCUACUUCCUAUUCUCUCUUUUUCCCUUCCUAUAAAUAUGAAUACUUAGAGAUGUAUACAUAUAUUCAAGUUGAGUGAUUGUAGUACACAUAUAUAAGACAAACUGAGAUGGGUAGGAACAAGAAAUCAUCAACGUUUUCGGUAAUAAGAGCUUUGCUACCGUGCUGUUCGAACAGUGGAGAUGACUGGAGCGAAGAAGGAGUGAUCAUAAGGUCAAGAAUCAUGACCAGUGAUGAAGAUGGUCGACUUUGGAUCGCUGAGCCAGGGGUCGAUAGAAGAGCUAAUUCUUUUAUUGCUAGGUUCUACGAGAACCGUGGCUCCGAUCUUAAUUACAAAAGUGCUACCCCUUGAAUGAUUUUAUGUGCUUUGCCUUCUUUAUUUUGUUUCUUCCAUGUUUUCUUUUGAUCUCGUGUUAGUUUAUGAAAACAAUAACAUGCUAUACGUAAUACCCUGUCUUUGUUAGUACGUGUAUUAAUUUUCGUUUGUUUAUUUAUGUAAUAAUAAUAACUAAUGAGAUUUAUAA